Coregonus sp. 'balchen' is the source of this 4990-nucleotide messenger RNA. The record is from the annotation of a GenBank genome assembly. NCBI's taxonomy places the organism in Eukaryota, Metazoa, Chordata, Actinopteri, Salmoniformes, Salmonidae.
AUGGCUACCUCCAAACCCGACAUCAUGAUCAUCCUACUGAGCAAGCUGAUUGAGGAGGGAGACAGCUUCUAUAAGGUGAGAUCAGGAGGCCCUACCCUAAUCUGAGGAAGGACUGUCAGCUGUUGUUGGAAAAUAUUCAUAUAUAUAAGAAGAAAAAAAAUAUAUAUAUAUAUACACAUCCAAGAAAGAACAUGUGAUCUAAUCAAACUAUCUGUGUGAUGCUUUUGUCUACACUUUUGACACUUUUGUAUUUAUCCUCAAGUGUUUACAGCUUUUUUUGGGGGGGUCAUUAAGAGCUUGAUGUUUUCUGUGUUGUAUGAGUAACAUGUUGUGUGUGUCGGUGUGUUCGACAGAAAAGGAAAGUGAAGGAGGCAGCGCAGUGCUAUCAGUAUGCCAUCAAAAAGUUCCCCCGCGAAGGCUUCAGUGAGGACCUCAAGACCUUCAGGGAGCUCAAAGUGUCCAUCUUACUAAAUCUGUCCCGAUGUCGGAGGAAACUGAACGUGAGUUGGUGGGCUCUGACCAUGGAUCCAUCCCAAAUGGCACCCUAUUCCCUAUAUACAGUGGGGGAAAAAGUAUUUAGUCAGCCACCAAUUGUGCAAGUUCUCCCACUUAAAAAGAUGAGAGAGGCCUGUAAUUUUCAUCAUAGGUACACGUCAACUAUGACAGACAAAUUGAGGAAAAAAAUCCAGAAAAUCACAUUGUAGGAUUUUUUAUGAAUUUAUUAGCAAAUUAUGGUGGAAAAUAAGUAUUUGGUCACCUACAAACAAGCAAGAUUUCUGGCUCUCACAGAACUGUAACUUCUUCUUUAAGAGGCUCCUCUGUCCUCGCCUCGUUACCUGUAUUAAUGGCACCUGUUUGAACUUGUUAUCAGUAUAAAAGACACCUUUCCACAACCUCAAACAGUCACACUCCAAACUCCACUAUGGCCAAGACCAAAGAGCUGUCAAAGGACACCAGAAACAAAAUUGUAGACCUGCACCAGGCUGGGAAGACUGAAUCUGCAAUAGGUAAGCAGCUUGGUUUGAAGAAAUCAACUGUGGGAGCAAUUAUUAGGAAAUGGAAGACAUACAAGACCACUGAUAAUCUCCCUCGAUCUGGGGCUCCACGCAAGAUCUCACCCCGUGGGGUCAAAAUGAUCACAAGAACGGUGAGCAAAAAUCCCAGAACCACAUGGGGGGACCUAGUGAAUGACCUGCAGAGAGCUGGGAGCAAAGUAACAAAGCCUACCAUCAGUAACACACUACGCCGCCAGGGACUUAAAUCCUGCAGUGCCAGAUGUGUCCCCCUGCUUAAGCCAGUACAUGUCCAGGCCCGUCUGAAGUUUGCUAGAGUGCAUUUGGAUGAUCCAGAAGAGGAUUGGGAGAAUGUCAUAUGGUCAGAUGAAACCAAAAUAUAACUUUUUGGUAAAAACUCAACUCGUCGUGUUUGGAGGACAAAGAAUGCUGAGUUGCAUCCAAAGAACACCAUACCUACUGUGAAGCAUGGGGGUGGAAACAUCAUGCUUUGGGGCUGUUUUUCUGCAAAGGGACCAGGACGACUGAUCCUUGUAAAGGAAAGAAUGAAUGGGGCCAUGUAUCGUGAGAUUUUGAGUGAAAACCUCCUUCCAUCAGCAAGGGCAUUGAAGAUGAAACGUGGCUGGGUCUUUCAGCAUGACAAUGAUCCCAAACACACCGCCCGGGCAACGAAGGAGUGGCUUCGUAAGAAGCAUUUCAAGGUCCUGGAGUGGCCUAGCCAGUCUCCAGAUCUCAACCCCAUAGAAAAUCUUUGGAGGGAGUUGAAAGUCCGUGUUGCCCAGCGACAGCCCCAAAACAUCACUGCUCUAGAGGAGAUCUGCAUGGAGGAAUGGGCCAAAAUACCAGCAACAGUGUGUGAAAACCUUGUGAAGACUUACAGAAAACAUUUGACCUGUGUCAAUUCCAACAAAGGGUAUAUAACAAAGUAUUGAGAGACUUUUGUUAUUGACCAAAUACUUAUUUUCCACCAUAAUUUGCAAAUAAAUUCAUAAAAAAUCCUACAAUGUGAUUUUCUGGAUUUUUUUUUCUCAUUUUGUCUGUCAUAGUUGAAGUGUACCUAUGAUGAAAAUUACAGGCCUCUCUCAUCUUUUUAAGUGGGAGAACUUGCACAAUUGGUGGCUGACUAAAUACUUUUUUUCCCCACUGUAGUGCACUACUUUUGACCUGCACCCAUAAGACUCUGAUCAAAAGCAGUGCACUAUAUAGAGAAUAUGGUGCCAUUUGAGACACAACCAUAUAUAGUAUUUUAUCAAUAAAUGCAUUCCAGAGUAAUACAUAGUAGUAACAGUACUGGAUAUUACCUCUAUUGUUUUCAGUAUCUGACUCAUGGAUCACUUGUUAUUACAUUCAGGACUUUGGGAUGGCUGAGGAGUUUGCUACGAAGGCGCUUGAAUUGAAACCAAAAUCAUAUGAAGCGUACUAUGCCAGAGCCCGCGCCAAGCGUAGCAGCAGGUACACGUCUAUUUACAUCCCUGCUCUCAGUCUCUCAUCAUACCAUUUUCCUCCUUUCUUUGUGACCAUUUGUUUUUUCAUUAGUUUAUACAUUUUCAUAGCAGCGUUUUUUUAAAUAAAUACAAUAAUUAAAAAACACUUCAUGUAAGAAUACAAACCUUACCUCACUUCCAACCCUGUUGCAUUUUACCCCUCCUGCCUGUCUCUGCAGGCAGUUCCCUGAGGCCUUGGAGGACCUGAAUGAAGCCAUGAAGCAGAGCCCCAACCACCCUGAGAUCCAGCGCCUCCUGCAGCGAGUAGAGGAGGAGUGUCGACAGCUUACCCAGGAGGAGGAGGACGCACAGAAGCUGGAGCCUCCCCCAUCUCCUCCCCCCUCGCCUCCCCCAGACGAGGGGGAGGGGAUGUCCCUGUCCUCCCUCCCCCUCCCCCUGGAGCUCCCCCCUCCCCCGGAGCCUCGGCUGGAGGACAUGGAGCCGGUCCAGGAUCUGUUUGAGGAUGAGGACUAUCUGGAGCAGGAGGCCAUGUCUAUUGGGAGUAUGGGUUCUAUGGGUCUGGCCCUCGAGAGGGAGCCCUGCUCCAACCCCUCCAGCCUGCCUAUCAUCCAGAGCCCCCCUCUUUCUCCGACCAACCACCAUCCCUACCAUCACCAGGACCAGGCCUACCUGUCAGGGGGCUCCCCCAUGGGCCAGCCUUAUGACUACGGCCACCCCAGCCCCACCUCUAUGUCCUCCCCCGGCAUCCAGAACUACCAGCCGCCGUCGCCCCCCUCCCUCUCUCCCACGCACCACAACUCCCACUACCGACACAGCCCUCCGCAGACCUCCCCGGUGCACCAGACCACCUACCGCUUCAGCCCCCCGCCCAUGGGUGGCAAUGGAGGAGGGGGGCAGGGGAUGGACCACGGAUACCAGAGCCCCCCGCUCUCCCCCCUGCGUCGGGGUGGGGUACAGAGCCAGUACAGAGCCAGUCCCCCAGUGGAGAGUGUGUGUCUGUACAGGUCCCAGUCAGGGUCUCCGGUGCACUACCAGCAGGAGCAGCCUCCCUUGUCUAAGAUGAGCAGCCAGAGGUCCUUCCAGCUGAGCUCACAGCCUUCCCUGCACCACCAGGCCUCCCUGCACCACGACAGCCUCCAAACCCACCAGCAGCACCAGGCCCAACUGCACCACCAGGUCUCCCAACAGCACCACCAUGCCCAACUGCACCACCAAGCCUCCCAGCACCACCAGGACUCCCUGCACCACCACGCCCAACAGCACCACCAGGCCCAGGCCCAGGGCCUGCGCCUCCAGCCAUCCAUGGCCCAGAUUGUUCGCACCAACCAGCCCAGCAACGCAUACGGCCAGAUGGGCCACCCCAUGCGCUACCAGGGGGCCUCCACGGACUUGCCGAUGGAGAACCAGAGCCGGUUGAUGUACCAGCCCUCCCUGGAUGGUCGCUCCAUGCCCCUGUCCAGCCUCUCAGCUGGGGCCCUCUGUCAGCACGGGGGCCGAGGAGGGGUCAUAGAGGGCCUGAUGAAGGACGAGCUACCCCAGCGCCCCUCCUCUGCCUACCGUGCCAGCAGUGGGGGCCAGGUCCAGGGUGGGGUCCGCUACAGCCAGACCCCCCAGAUCAGCCGCAGCCAGUCGGCUGCCUACUACCCUGGCAACAAGCACGAGCUGGAGCGCCAGAACAGUGCCAUGCCCCAGUGCCAGCUGGGAUCGCCAGAGAUCGGCCACAUGAUGAGGCGGCCCGUCAGUGCCACUACCACAGAGAUCAAACCGCACAUGUCCACUCCCCGGCCCCUCAUCCACUCCCAGAGCGUGGGCCUCCGCUUCUCCCCCUCCAGCAACAACAUCCCCACGGGGGGCUCCAGCUGUAAUCUAGCCCCAGGUUUCAGGCCUUCCUCCUCCGUCCAGGGGAUGGAGAUCCCGCUCCAGGUGGCCUACGAGGGCUAUGAGGGGUACGAGCAUUCCUGUAACGACGACAUCUCCCCAAACUCGCCCUCCCAGGGGGGCGGUGGGGGGCUGUACCAGGGUGAGAGCACCCGCUCGCGGACCACGCCCUUCAUGGGCAUCAUAGACAAGACAGCACGGACUCACCAGUCUCAGUACCUGCAGCAGCCCUCCUCCCAGCGGCCCUGGGCCAUGACCUCCAUGGACUCUGGCAUCAGCCCCACGUCGCCCGGCCAGCUGGUCCAGCAGGGCUCGUCCUACAGCCCCCCCACCUCGCUGGGGAACAUUGCUUACUACAACAAGACUAACAAUGCCCAGAACGGACAACUGCUGGAGGAGGACUACUACCCCCAGCAGCAGCAGUCCUCCCUGGGCAAGCUGGCCAACGGCACCUCUCGGGGCGGGGGAGAGGGAGGGGACAUCCUGGAGAGGGUGAGCCAGGUGCCCACCUAUCCAGACGUGAAGGUGGCCAGGACUCUGCCCGUAGCUCAGGCCUACCAGGACAACAUGUACCGACAGCUCUCCCGUGACUCUAGGCAGGGCCCCACCUCCCCCAUCAAACCAAAGAGACCUUUCGUGGAGUCGAAUGUGUGA